AUGACGCCAACCAGCACCGUGCUAGCCUCUCGAAAUGCCACCGCGGUCCCUACACCUGUUGCGUAUGACUUCCGCCUCUAUCGAUAUACGCCAUCGCUAGAAGUCCCAAUAGUGGCUGUUGCUGUGUUCGCUAUCCUCACCGGGUAUCAUGCCAUCCUUAUCAAGCGGCAUCGGUCUUUCUACUUUACUGCAUUCACAAUCGGCGGCCUGUUCCAAUGUCUAGGUUAUGCCGGUCGCAUUUGGUCACAUUACGAUCCCAUGGCUAUUGGUGGCUUUGUUAUCCAGGCUAUAUUAAUUCUCGUUGCCCCAGCGUUGUACGCCGCUUCCAUUUAUAUGAUCUUGACACGCCUCAUCCGCUCCAUCAAUGCUCAACAUUUAUCCAUCGUCCCGGUUCGUUGGCUCACAAGAAUCUUCGUUGCCGGCGACGUUGUGUCGUUUGUUAUGCAAGCCGGUGGUGGUGGCAUUCAGGCAGCUGGAACACUUGAUCUCUAUAACCUUGGCGAAAAAAUCAUCAUUGUCGGGCUCUUUGUGCAGAUUGCUUUCUUCGGCUUCUUUAUCGUCACAACAGUCAUGUUUCACUACAAGUCUGUCGCAACUCCUACCCCUGCUGCAAGAGCCGAAGUCGUCCGUUGGAAACGCCACAUCUACGUCCUCUACACAACCAGCUGCCUGAUUCUUGUCCGAAGUAUAUUCCGCGUCAUCGAGUAUCUACAAGGCAACGGCGGGUAUUUGAUAUCCCACGAGGUAUUCCUCUAUGUAUUUGAUGCUCUGCUCAUGGCUUCUGUCAUGAGUACUUUUGCCGUCUGGUAUAUAGGAGAUCUUGAGCAGGACAAGGACAAGCUACGGGAAUUUAGAAUAGCCGGUUAA
Messenger RNA from Trichoderma virens Gv29-8, 867 nucleotides. RefSeq lists its product as uncharacterized. NCBI's taxonomy places the organism in Eukaryota, Fungi, Ascomycota, Sordariomycetes, Hypocreales, Hypocreaceae. The transcript has 3 exons. Gene Ontology annotation, cellular component: membrane. The record is from RefSeq and is a predicted model, not a curated record. Bases 1 to 867 code for a protein of 288 amino acids.